Molecule: messenger RNA, 525 nt
Organism: Sardina pilchardus (European sardine)
Lineage: Eukaryota; Metazoa; Chordata; Actinopteri; Clupeiformes; Clupeidae
Exons: 3
Coding region: 89-319 (76 amino acids)
Source: RefSeq, a predicted model, not a curated record
UGUCUGUGCACGCAGAUGUGUAUAAAAGAGACGGGAGUUUGGGUCUGCUAACACAUUCACGCUACAACUCCUCACUCACACAGACAACAUGAAGGCCUACCUGCUCCUGCUCAUCCUGCUGCCUCUGUGCUUGGCCGACUUUCAGAUAAAGUGUAAAGGGGAGGACUUCCUGAUGGUGAGGGAUAUGGUUCUUCAGUGUUCCAGUAAAACCAAGCAGGUCUGCUACACCAGGAAGACAGGAGAAAAGGGAUGUGCAAGAGAGGAGUUUUGCAAGAGACCCGGCUGGACUUGCUGUGAAGGAGACCUCUGCAAUGCCUAACUCUUCCACAGGAGGGCGCUACAGCAUCAGAUCGAUCUGCAAUGUUGCACAAACCAGUCCAUUUCCGUUUGACCAGUGGUUUGGAUGGUUGGUGCCUAAGGACAACAUAUCAUCAUUAAGACCAUUUCUUUCUAUUAAUGCAGUUACCAUUUCUUCCUAGUUCUCUUUUUACUGUUUGAUGAAUUGAAAAUAAACAUUUGUGUAAA